This is a messenger RNA of Aphidius gifuensis, 4400 nucleotides long. Its product is annotated as GTPase-activating Rap/Ran-GAP domain-like protein 3. Gene Ontology annotation, cellular component: cytoplasm. Gene Ontology annotation, molecular function: GTPase activator activity. Gene Ontology annotation, biological process: activation of GTPase activity; regulation of small GTPase mediated signal transduction. The transcript is spliced from 14 exons. Lineage: Eukaryota; Metazoa; Arthropoda; Insecta; Hymenoptera; Braconidae. The record is from RefSeq and is a predicted model, not a curated record.
UUAUUAUUAUUAUCCAAUAUUGUUGGGUUUAUUUAAAAUUAUUUUAAACAACGAAAAUGAAUUUUUAUUCUGACGAUAAUUGAUUGAAAUUCAAUCAAGUAUGCAUACAAUAAAUAUCUAAUUAUUGUAUAAUUAAUUGUGAGAAUAAAUAGAAUAUAAAAAUAAAACUGUUUAAGAAACCCUAUAUUUAUUAAUAACGAUGUUAUUUUAAAUGAACAAUAAUAAAAAUAAAACAAGCGGGAAAAAUAUGACUAUAAAUAGCGUAAUUCUAAAGGGAGAAUUUCGAUUAAAGCAUUGAGAUAUUUAUUUUUCGACACGAAUAUCUAAACUCAGGGCCAUCAACUAAGAAGUGAUAGCCUCGUAGCCUACUUUACACAAACACUGGUCAUUUUUGUUUUAUUUAAUUAUUCGUUUUUUUUUUUUCAUUGUAAAUACUAGAUAAACAUACAAAACACGUACAAUACUUUUAAGAUAAUAUUGUAUAUAUAUAUAAACACAAAAUAAAAACAAACGAUAUAAAUGUAAUUAAUCCGGGUAAAUUUUAACCAGGGAAUUAUUAUUGUUUUGUUUUUACGAAAGGGUAUAUAUAUUUAUUGGUAUAUAGAAGCAUAGAAUGCUGUGUUUAGAUAUGAAAUUAGUAUCGCGAUUGCGAGGCUUGUCUUCAAACAAUGCCGGAUCAAAUAAAACAAAUACUGAUGGUACAGUACCAUUGUCAUCAUCAUCAUCAUCAUCAACAACAACAUGUGAUAAACAACGUUGUAGAUCAAAUCGUAAUAAUAAAAAUAAUAAUAAAAGUCCAUCGACUAGUGAUCGUGACAGUGAUGAUGAUAUUCUACCAACACCACCGACACAAACAAGAGAUCGUUCAAAAUCAGUAUGCAUGCCUGUUUUAACUGCAUCACAAAUGAGACAUCUACAUCGACGAGCUAGUCAUCAUAUAUCACUCAAUAAUGAUACAAUUUCCAGACGAGGAGUUUUAUCGAGGCGAUGCUACGGAAGCGUUGAAAUGUUGCCUCAAAUUGAACAGGAUGGUACGGAAAAUGGUCGAAGAUUUCGUGUAGAAAAUGGAGAUUCACCAGGCGAAAAAGAAGAGAUGUUCGGUUCACCGAGUACACCAGUUUUAGAAAAUCCAGAAUAUCAAACUCGUUGGUAUUUCAAAUAUUUUCUUGGUAAACUCCACUUUUUAUCAAUAGUUGAUGGAAAGUAAUUUAAAUGUGUCCCUCAUUAUCGAGUUAUUCUUUGGCGUCGAACGGGUGCACAAAAAAUAUCUUUGCCAUAUGCAUCAAAUAAAUCAAUGACUGUUAAACAAAUAUUAAGUAAUUUUUUUGGAAUUGAAAAAUUUGACAAAGCACCACGUGAGAUAUUUUCCCCUGAUAUACAAAAGGAUCUUCUUCUUCUUGAGGAGCAAGAAGGUUCCGUAAAUUUUAAAUUUGGUGUUAUAUACGCUCGUGAGGGUCAAGCAACUGAUGACGAGAUGUUAUCAAAUGAGAAUUCAAGUCAAGAAUUUGAGAGAUUUUUAGAAAUUUUGGGUGAAAAAAUAUGCCUCAAGGGUUGGGACAAGUACAGAGGUGGUUUAGAUGUAAAAGGUAAUAUGACAGGAACAGAAAGUAUAUACACAGUUUAUGCUGGUCAUGAAGUUAUGUAUCAUAUAAGUACCUUGUUACCACACUCCAAGGACAACCCACAACAAUUGGAAAGAAAAAGACAUAUUGGUAACGACAUUGUCAACAUUAUAUUCACAGAUGAUCCAGUUUUUCUUUCUACAUUUAAUCCCAAUUGUAUAAAAAGUCAAUUUACACAUGUUUUUGCUAUUGUUUCAAGUGAUUCCAAUUGUCACGGUUGGAAAAUAGCAAUUUAUUGUGAUGAAAAUGUACCUUUAUUUGGUCCAAGUCUUCCUUGUCCACCAGUAUUUGAUGAUCCUCAAAUUUUUCGUGAAUUUCUUUUGGUAAAAUUAAUUAAUGGUGAAAAAGCAACAUUUGAUACACCAACAUUUUCAAGAAAACGUGAAAGAACAUUAGACACAUUACUACGUGAUAUGUAUCAAGAAUAUACACAAGAUAGUAAAGGAAAUAGUAUGUUAAAUAGACGGGCAUUGUCAGAUGUUGUUGAAGCACCUGGACGUAGACGUGAAGAAACGCGAGUUGUAGAAAUGGUACGUGUUGGACAGGCAUUAAAAUUAGAAGCAAUUGUACGUGGUCUUGCACCAACAUCAUUAGCAACAGUUGGUCCAUUAAAACCACGUCCAUGGGAACCACGUUGUAUAUAUCCAGAUUUUGCACAUACAUUAAUUUGUGGUGAUGUAUGGUCAGAAAAUAAAUUAAUACUUGCAACAGAUACAGGUACAUAUUUAGUUGAAGAUGGAUUUUCAAAUAAAAUGUUAUUUGAUAAAACAGUACAAAUUAAACAAUUAGAUGUUGUUGAACAACAUGGAAUAUUAUUAUUUCGUGCUGGUGAUAAAGGAAAAGAGAGUAAUGUUUAUGUAUAUAGACUUAGUGAAAUGAAUGGUGAUGAACAAGAACGUUUUGAUUAUAAUUCAUUUGAAGAAGAUGAAGAAGAAUUAGUUGGUAAUUGUGUAUCACAUACACCAAAUCCAUGUGGUUCACGUCCACCAAUAACAAGAACAAGAUCACAUGUUAAAGAAAGAAAAUUAGAUAAAACACGUGGAUGUAAUUUAUAUAGUUUAGCAAAACCUGGUGGUUCACAUUUACGUAUGUGUGUUGUUGUUGGUAGAAAAUUAACUGUUUUACAAUGGAAACAUAAUGCAGCAUGGACAACUUGGUGUUCAUCUGCUGAUACAGAUACAAUUGAUGGAUUUUUAUUAUUAGCUGAAUAUAAUGCAAGUGAACAACCAAGUAUUGUAACAAUUAUUGAAAGUACUGAACCACAAUGGUUAUUAUGUUGUGGUUUAAGACAUCAUUUUGAAUUAAUAUCAGCUGAUGGUACAACAAGAAUAUUACAAAUGGAAGCAUCAAUAAAACCACAUAUUGUUGCUGCACUUGAUUUAUGUGAAGAUGAAGAACCUGAGCUAUUACUUUGUUAUAAUAAUACAUGUCAUUUUCAAAAAUUAUCAGAAGAUACUGCUGCAUCAACUGAAUUUGAUUUUAAUUGGAAUUCAGUACCAAUUGCUGUUACAUGUGCAUUUCCAUAUGUCAUUGCAUUUACUGUUGAUACAAUGGAAAUACGUUUAAUUAUAAAUGGUAAUCUUGUUCAUACAAUAUCAAUGCCAAAUCUUACGCUUAUAACAUCAAAAAAAGAUAUUUAUUUUUCUACUACAACACCUGAAUUUUUAACAAAUAAAAAUAAAGAAGACUCAAGUCUACCUGCAUCACAGUCUAAUGUUCAAAGUGAUACAAAACCAUUGAGAAUUUAUCAAAUACCAUUGCAAACACUCUCAAAACCACAUAAUUCAUCGAUAAAUCAAAGAAGAUGUCUAAGUCCAACAGAACUUGAUAUUGUCGAUGAACAACCAUCAAAUGAUUCAAAUUUUUUGAGUAUAAAUACGCACAGACUACCAAGUAGAUCUUGUAGUCCAACACCACCAAACAUGGCUGUAUCAUCCGCAAGUACACCAAGUAAAUAAAAUUACAUAAUUUAAUAAUAAAAAAAAAUUAUUAUUAAAUUACAUAAAUAUUGAAAAUAAUUUAUUUCUUUAAUUGUUUAUGAAAUAACUAAUUGUAGUAAAAUGUUUGAUGAUGCUGUUAUGUUUGCUGGUACAAUGAGUCAAUUAUAUUUAAUUUUUAUGAUAAAAAAUUCUGGUACAAUCUUGCCUUUUUGGCUUAAAAUUAAUUCAAAAAAAAAAAAAUCACAAAUUAAAUAGUAAUGAAUUAAUAAAAUAAGAAUUAACUGAUGUUCUAUGGUCGUUUUUUGUUUUAGAUAACUAAAGUCAUUUAAAAUCCAAUGAACUCCAAAAUAUAUAUUAUUUUUUAGAUCAUAAUAUUCUGUCUCGAGCUAUUACAUAAUAUUUAAGAGUGAUUUAAUUUAAGACUAAUACUAAAAAAGUGAUUGAAGCCAUGAAAAGAAAAUAAAAAUAAAAAAAGAGAAUUUAAUCAAAUAAAAUAUAUGAAAAGUUAAAAUUUGUAUAAUGUAUAUUAAUAUAUUAUGUUUUAUAAAUAUAAGAAAUUUUUUUGGAAAAAUUCAAACAAUUGUAUAGAGUGUUAGUUUAAAUAUUAAUGUCAAAAGACUUGCUUGAUUUUUUGUGAGCAAACAUCAAAUGAAGCUUUAUUAAAUAAUUUAAAAUACAGAAUAUAACUGUAAAUUAAAUUAUUAUUGUAUUCUUAAAUUAUCAAAAAUUGCGAAAGCAUCUAUUCUUGGUAUCAAAGGCUGUUGAUCCUGUAAAUUUUGUUUAUAAAUAAACAAUAACUAAAAAAUGUCAUGAUAUAAUAAAAAAAUUUAAUUCUUAA